AUGCGUUCUUGGUGCCAAAUUUAUGCGGGAAACGUGGUACAGCAUGUUCUUGACUUGCUAACUGCUAGGUGUGUUCCCACACCGCUGAAGCUAUUACCGAUCUUACGUCGUGAAGUUGCUAAGAACGCCAGCAAUGGAGAGUUGAAAGAAGAUGACCUGCGUGGGAUUUUCAAAGAAUUCGAUUUAAACGGCGAUGGGUACAUCCAGAAAGAUGAACUGAAUGCAGUGAUGCUAAAAAUGGGUCAGUGUCCGACAGAUGAUGAGCUAAAUGCAAUGUUCAGUGCUGCUGACAAAGACAGGGAUGGAAACAUUGACUUCAGCGGUAUUUGUUAUUCUCUUUCUGUGCUUAUGUCGGUAGCAUCGUUCCUGAGGUUGACGUAUACAAAUAUAUCCAUUUGCUUCUAUUCGAUGUUUGAUGUUCGAAGAUAG
Molecule: messenger RNA, 429 nt
Organism: Gongylonema pulchrum
Lineage: Eukaryota; Metazoa; Nematoda; Chromadorea; Rhabditida; Gongylonematidae
Source: the annotation of a GenBank genome assembly